Molecule: messenger RNA, 1125 nt
Organism: Lathyrus sativus (Indian pea)
Lineage: Eukaryota; Viridiplantae; Streptophyta; Magnoliopsida; Fabales; Fabaceae
Source: the annotation of a GenBank genome assembly
AUGGCUCUUACCUGUAAACUAGGGUUCUUACCACAACCAUUUCACACCGCCACAAACCCAAAUACAAAUUCUCCUUCUUCACUCAGGUUUUCGCUUAAACUCAAAGGGCAACCAAAACUCAGGAGUGUUGUUAAAAUGUCGGCAACUGAAGUCACAAAUCCGACGAUUGCAUACGAUUCCUUCACAGUAAAGCCUCCUCUACACCCUACUUAUGAUUUGAAGGGCAUUAUCAAGUUGGCCCUUGCAGAAGAUGCCGGGGAUCGAGGUGAUGUAACAUGCUUGGCCACCAUUCCAUUUGACAUGGAAGUGGAAGCUUAUUUCUUGGCGAAGGAGGAUGGUGUCAUUGCUGGAAUUGCACUUGCAGAGAUGAUAUUUAAUGAGGUCAAUCCUUCUCUAAAGGUGGAGUGGUCUAAAAAUGAUGGAGACUUUGUCCAUAAAGGACUGCAGUUUGGAAAAGUUCAUGGACGGGCACAUAACAUUGUUGUAGCGGAAAGGGUAGUGCUAAACUUUAUGCAGAGGAUGAGUGGCAUUGCAACUUUAACCAAGGCAAUGGCAAAUGCAGCGUCCCCUGCAUAUAUAUUGGAGACUAGAAAAACUGCUCCGUGUUUACGUUUAUUGGAUAAGUGGGCGGUAUUAAUUGGCGGAGGUCGAAAUCAUAGGAUGGGUUUGUUUGACAUGGUUAUGAUAAAAGAUAAUCAUAUAUCAACUGCUGGCAGUGUUACAAAUGCUCUCAAAGCCGUAGACCUGUAUCUAAAGCAAAAUAGCCUUCAAUUGGAGGUUGAGGUUGAGACCAGGACACUUGAGGAAGUGGAAGAAGUAUUACAAUAUGCAUCUCAAACAAAGACUUCUUUAACUCGAAUCAUGUUGGAUAAUAUGGUUGUACCUUUACCUAACGGAGAUGUGGACAUAUCUAUGCUGAAAGAAGCUGUUCGGUUGGUUGAUGGGCGAUUUGAAACUGAGGCUUCCGGCAACGUUACCAUAGAUACAGUACAUAAAAUCGGGCAAAGUGGAGUAACCUACAUUUCUAGUGGUUCCUUGACUCAUUCAGUAAAAGCACUUGACAUCUCUCUCAAAAUCGACACUGACUUGGCGCUUAAAGUUGGAAGGCGCACCGGAAGAGCUUGA